Molecule: messenger RNA, 639 nt
Organism: Yamadazyma tenuis ATCC 10573
Lineage: Eukaryota; Fungi; Ascomycota; Pichiomycetes; Serinales; Debaryomycetaceae
Source: RefSeq, a predicted model, not a curated record
AUAUGUUUGGACAGUUAUCUGUGUCGUUGUAGAGUAUGGUAACUUUAACUAGUGAGUGGUGGAAUCCCAAUGAAAAUGCGAAGGGUUGGCCGGAGAAUUAAGAAAGUGAUGCAUGCCGUUUCUGUCUUGUAAACUGGCAGGGUACAAAAAACGGAAAAAAGACAUCAAUUCCUCAAAUAUAUGUGUGUUGUUACCGUUUCUAGUUCUUGGCAGUUGCAAAAGGUGGUUCAGGCCUGGGUUUUCACUUCUGGAGAUUCACAGCGCGUAUAGUGUGAAUCACAUUAGUAACCUGAAUGGUGCGACAUUUGGUUGACAAGCGUAAUACAGUUAAUCCCAAAUAAAAUGUACACCCCUGCUAAAUAAAUGUCGCGAUUGCCCACUAUUAGUUCUUCCAGCAAAAUAAUAAAUGUCGCCCGCUUUCAAUAUUUUCAGACCUUCAUGUUGAGAAAAAUUACCUUCAAUUUGAAAAAUUUGGCGUACAGAGUUGGAAUUUUUGGUGUUUUGUAUAUUGACUAUAUAGAAGAAAGUUGAAGAUAAAUUGCGUAAUUAGAAUAAUAAACUUGCCGAAACUUGAAUUUUUUUUUGUCUUUUAAUAUUUAUAUUUUGGCGAAACUAAAGGAGAAUAUUGGCGCAUGCAGC